AUGAUCACUUAUUUAACCAUUCUUGCUGGGAUUAUCACUUUUCUGUAGGCUGAAUGUACUCCAUCAAUAAUGAAUCUUCUGAACCUGGAUCAAAAUUAUUAACAAAUCUCGGAGGAAUUUGAUUUCAAUUAAGAAGUGUCAUUCUCUUUUUGGUUUAAGUAUGAACCCAAAACUAAAAUUUAAACCUAAUAUUUUUAUGGUAGCUCGACCGAAGGCGAAUAAGUUGCGUCAGGGUCAUUACUAUUUAGACUUUAUGAAGAAUAAGCAAAAUUGUUCCGAAUAUUUACAUAUUUAGAUACCAACAAUUAGAAUCUAUAAACAAUGAUAAUAAAUGCUGAUUAGAAUAUUUCCUCGACCGAAACUUUUAAUUUAAAUUUUUUAGAUGGAAUUUGGCAAUACAAAUUCUAUAAAAUAGUACCUGUUGAUCGGAAAAUAUAUCAUUUUAUCUAUAAUUAUAUGAUUUCGUCCUAUACUACGAGCCAGACUAAAUUUGACAUCGAAUAGACGAAGUUUCAAUUGAGCAUAGGAGGUUAAGGAUAUUUCUCAGAUUACUAUCAAAAUUUAUACUUCAAUGCCUUUCCUGGAUGGAUUUCAUCCAUAAAUGUAUUUCAAGGAUCCCUGGACAUCACUCCACCUUCAUUUAAAACUAAUCUGGACACAUGCAUUAAAAGUGUCCUAGUCUGUGAUCCGAAACAGCAAAAACUGAUUAGUGGCAUUUAGACAUCGUAAACUUAGAUUUUGAAGAGCAAUUUUAAAUUAGAGAAUACAUUUGAAUUUUAAGCUUGGUAUAAACUUUCAAUCAAUAAUGCAAAUAAAAUUUAUCACAUGGUAUAAAUUAGAGAUGAAAACAUAACAACAUUUAAUAUCAUUGAUUCAAGAAAUCUGCUCUUAGAUUUGAGGUGUGUUGUUCUUGAUGGAGGAGUCAAUGUUGAGAUACAGUUGACACUCCAAUCAUAUGAAUAACAACUCUAUUAUUCAAAAGAAGAAUAAGUAAAGGUGGACUCUACAGUAAUUCUUGUAUCUUAAUGGCAUUUCAUUACAAUAAUGUACGAUAGAGAACUAACCUAACAGACAGGAAUUGAUGUUUAUUUUCCUUCUACGUUAUCGAAACUUGAAAAAAGAUACUCAAACCUAAUAUUAUUUUUCACCGGAUCAGAUUUAUUCUUUUAUUUUGGAUCAAAUAAUAAAUUAUCUUAAUAUUUUUCAGGACAAAUCGGAGAAAUCAAAAUUAAUUCUUGUAUAAAAAAUAAGCCAUAUACUUUUGAAUUAUGUAACAUAUUUUGA
This is a messenger RNA of Paramecium tetraurelia, 1284 nucleotides long. RefSeq lists its product as uncharacterized. Lineage: Eukaryota; Ciliophora; Oligohymenophorea; Peniculida; Parameciidae. The transcript is spliced from 4 exons. The record is from RefSeq and is a predicted model, not a curated record.